UGAAAAAGUUAUUAGAAACGCUUCUACGAAACAAGUGUCGUACUCGGUGUAUGUGUUGUGUGUGCGCUUCGUACGCCAGUGCGUUGUGUUAAGUUUUUAGCUUAUAAAAAAAGAAAGGAAACAUAACAACACACCAUCAACAACACCAAGCGCCGCGCAGCAAUCAACCUGCCAACAAAACAGAAGUGUACGAAAAUACGAUAAAAAGGUGUGCAAUUUGUUUGUCGAACAAAACAAAAACACGAGCCAACGAAGGAAACAGCAAAGGGACACAAAACGCCAUUUUCCGCACAAUCAAACAGAAGAACAAAUCGACGUGUUGUUGGGUGUGUGCGGGUAAAGAAGAAGAAAACCGAUGCAAUACUAAUGCUGACCAGCAGAUCGACGAAAUAUUGAGCAACUACUGAGUACGAGAUAGUCGAGUAUAAGACGCUAGCGGAAUUCGAAACGGGAAGUUACCCACUGACACAUUUCGCCGAGCAUCUCAGCCACGCCAUGUGGCCAACGAACAGACAGACGGCCGGCCUCGCCGCCGGUCGCUGCUUACUCCUUCCCCCACGGCAUCAGCAUCUCCUGCUGGCGGCCACCCUCGUGAUGAUGCUGAACGUACUGACAGUGCACAGUUUGAUCCACUCGCCGCCCCGCAUCAUCAAGCAGCCGCCGCCGGAUGAGCUGCUGUUUCAGGUGAAGCAGCAGGGCGAAAGCGACAAGCCGUUCCUGAUCGAGUGCGAGGCGGAAGGCGAACCGUCACCGAAGUAUCGCUGGAUUAAAAACGGCAAGAAGUUCGAAUGGCAGACGUACGACGACCGGAUGUCGCAGCAACCGGGACGCGGUACGCUGGUCAUCACGUCACCGCGCGACGAGGACCUCGGCCAGUAUCAGUGCUUCGCCGAGAACGAGCACGGUACCGCCACCUCCAACUCGGUGUUCGUGCGCAAGGCGGAGCUGAACUCGUUCAAGGACGCGACGCCGCAGACGGUGCAGGCGGACGAGGGCAAGCCGCUGAAGCUGGUGUGCCAACCGCCCGACGGCUGGCCGAAGCCGAACGUCUACUGGAUGAUCCUGACGCGCGACGGUGGCAUCCGGAGCAUCAACAACUCGCGCAUGACGCUCGACCCGGAGGGCAACCUGUGGUUCUCGAACGUAACGCGCGAGGACGAGUCGGGCGAGUUCUUCUACGCGUGCGCCGCCUCGUCGGUGUUCCGCAGCGAGUACAAGAUCGGCAACCGGGUGAUACUGCAGGUACGCCAGACGGGCAUCUCCGCCUCGCAGAACCGCCAUAUGCCGCAGCGGCAGUACGUGACGCGCAAGAACGAGGUCGCGCUCAAGGGCAAGGAGGUGGAGCUGUUCUGCAUCUACGGCGGUACGCCGCUGCCCGAGACGGUGUGGACGAAGAACGGGAAACCGAUCAUAUGGAGCGACAAGAUACAGCAGGACAACUACGGCAAGUCGCUCAAGAUACGGCGCGUCACGUCGGAGGACGCCGGUGCGUACACGUGCGAGGUGUCGAACGGCGUCGGCAAUGCGGACUCGUACUCGAUCAACCUGGCGGUGAACGCGGUGCCGUACUUCACCGUCGAGCCGGAGCUGCGGAACGCGGCGGAGGGCGAAUCGGUCGAGUUCCGGUGUGAGGCGGCCGGUGAUCCGAGCCCGAACAUCGUCUGGAUCCACAACGGCAAGCUGAUCGACGACAGCAAGCGCAACCCGCGGCGCAUCGUCAGCACCAACCGGAUCGUGUUCACGUCGCUGGAGAAGAGCGACACCGGCAACUACGGCUGUAACGCCACCAACUCGCUCGGCUACGUGUACAAGGACGUGUACCUGAACGUGAUGGCGCUCGCGCCCGAAAUUACCGAACCGCCGAAGCUCGAAGCGACCGUCGACCAGCGCAACGUGACGAUGACGUGCCGCGUGUUCGGUGCACCGAAGCCGCAGGUCCGGUGGCUGCGCAAUGAUCGCGAGCUUACCGGUGGCCGCUACCAAACCAUGCCGAGCGGCGAUCUGUUCAUCCGGGACGUGAAGUUUGACGACGCCGGCGAGUACACCUGCCAGGCGUUCAGCAAGCUCGGCAGCAAGACGGCGUCGGGCCAGCUGGUCGUGAAGGAGCACACGAAGAUCAACGAUCCGCCGAAGGACUACGAGGUGGAGGCGGGCACGACCGCCACCUUCCGGUGCAAUGCGAUCGCCGACUCCUCGCUGGAGCUCACGAUCGAGUGGCUGACCAAGGGCGAGCUGAUCGACUUCGAAAGCCAGCCGCGCUUCAUCCGCACCUCCGACAACUCGCUCAUGAUUACGAAGACGAUCGAGCUGGACACGGGCACCUACACCUGCCUGGCGAAGACGGAGCUGGACGAGGUGAUGGCGAACGCGACACUCACCGUGAUGGACCGGCCGAACCCGCCGACGCUGACGCGCGUCGACUGCCGCGGCAAGGUGGCCAAGGUCGAGUGGGUAUCGAACGGCGACAACCGGUCGCCGAUUCUGAACUUCAUCAUCGAGUACAACACGUCCUUCACGCCCGACACCUGGAGCGUCUCGGCGAGCGACGUGCCCGGCACGGAUCUGGCGUACGUGGUCGAAACGACACCGUGGAACAACUACACGUUCCGCGUGAUCGCCGUCAACAAGGUCGGACGCUCGCUGCCGUCCGGCCACAGCGAGGUGUGCACGACGCCGACGAGCGUACCGUACAAGAACCCGGACAACCUGGAGGCGGAGGGCACCGAGCCGAACAAUCUCGUCAUCAAGUGGAACCCGAUGGCGCAGGUGGAUCACAACGCGCCCGGCUUCCACUACCGCGUCUACUGGAGGCGUGACAUCCCGGGCGCUUCCUGGACGUCGGCGGACGUCAACGACUGGCGCCAGUCAUCGUACACGGUCGAGGGGCUGCCUACGUUCACCCGCUACCACAUCAAGGUGGUAGCCCUCAACGAGCGGGGCGAGUCGAACUCCGGCCCGUGGGAGAAGUUCGUUUACUCGGGCGAGGACAAGCCGACCGACGCGCCGACCAACUUCACGCUGAUCCAAGUGACCGGACCGACCGCCGCCUACCUCAGCUGGAACCCGGUCUCGCCGGAGUCGCUCCGCGGCCACUUCAAGGGCUACAAGAUCCAGACGUGGACGGAGUCGGGUGGCGAGGCCAACAUGCGCGAGGUGCUGAUCACCAACGACGCCAAGCAGGCGCUCGUGACCGACUUCGUGCCGGACUCGCUCAACUACGCGCGCAUCCUUGCCUACAACGGACGCUACAAUGGACCCGCCAGCACCACGCUCUCCUUCGACACGCCCGAGGGUGUGCCGAACACGAUCCAGUCGCUCGAGGCGUACCCGCUCGGCUCGGCCGCGUUCCUGCUGCGCUGGCAGCCACCGCUCCAGCCCAACGGCCGCCUCACCGGCUACAAGAUCUACUACGAGGAGGUCAAGGGCACCACGGUUGGGCCGCGCAUGGAGCGCGAGCCACACAUCACCGAUCCGCUGGUGCAGGAGGCAAAGCUCGGCAGCCUCAAGCCGAACUCGAAGUAUCGCAUCCACGUCGUGGCAACGACCAAGGCCGGCGAGGGCAUGGACUUACACAUUGAGCGAGCGACAUCGUCCGGCGUUGGCAUGCCACCGGAUGUGCCGAACUUCAACUGGGCCAACCUGCCCUCGGAGAACGGGCUGGCCAACAUCAAGGUCAUCUGGCAACCGGCCCUCGGCGGCAAGCCUGGCUCGCACUUCUUCGUCAAGUACCGCAUCAAGGACGAGUCGAACUGGCAGACGACCGAUCCGGAGCUGUACGAGAACUUUCUAGUCGUGCACGGCAUCAACCCGAACCAUCUGUACGAGUUCCGGGUCGUCUCGGUCGAUGGCGAGCAUCAGACCGAGUCUGCCACGCAGGAGGUCGAUACCUACGGAAUACAGAGCUCUGUUAAGGUGCCGGGAGAUAAUAUUGCCACCGCCGGCUGGUUUAUAGGUAUGAUGCUGGCGAUAGCGUUCCUCAUUCUGGUGCUGAUCAUCAUCUGCAUCGUGAAGCGUAACCGUGGCGGAAAGUACGACGUACACGACCGCGAGCUGGCCAACGGACGGAACGACUACACCGAGGAGGGUGGCUUCCCGGAGUACUCGCAACCUUUGGACAAUAAAAGCCAGGGCCGACAAUCGCUGAACUCGCAAAAAGUAGGACCGGAAAGUGAUACAGAUUCCAUGGCGGAAUACGGUGAAGGUGAUACAGAAGGUAUGAAUGAAGACGGUUCAUUCAUUGGACAGUACGGCCGGAAGGGCAAAAAUGCGGACAGCAAUUCGCAGGCGUUCGCGACCUUAGUUUAGUAUAGUCGUUACACUACAUAGCAGUUAGGUUUACUCGUGUCUUAGCAGGAGGUGCCUCCAAUCGAACAGGCGCAAACGCUCUCCUUAGCUUCCGCCGUUGAGACCGUACCCGUCCCUUCAUACCUCCCGUUCGGUGCAGGGGGAAGAAGGAUUGACGAGGCGGUUUUUGUUGAGAUGUGUUAGCAAACAAAGUGACGAGAAAAUGCAGGUUGCUUGAUAAGAAGAAAAAAAACAUGCGAAUCGCGAGUUGUGCGAAACAUACAGCGUAGGCGAUAGAUAAGGUACAGCCAAUUUUAUUUUUACCUCAAUUCGUUCGUCACCAUUGCGUCAUCGAAUCGUGAACGUUCGGGUAGAUGUUAUAGGUUUUAUGUUCAGAAGUUUUUUUGACUUCCCAGUUUUGUUUUGUCCAAUAAUGGCCUCUUCUGUAGUAGGGUGACAACGAUAAAGUUUUUCUUUGUUUUUAAUAAGCGAUUCUCUCUUAGAUCAAGCGUAAAAAGGAUUACACUAUUCCGGCCUCGAAUUUUGAUUCAAUGAAGUUAAAACAGAAAGAGAGCAAACGACGAGACGACGAUAGUUAGUUACGCGAAGCGACCAGCUCUUCGAUCGCCGACCCAACUAGGUGUAAAUGAGAGUAACAUUCGAAAGUCUUAGGUUUAGUUUAAAAAGGUAUAAGAAACCACACACAAAAAAAAAUUAAGAAUUCAAUCACGAGCAAUAUCAAAAGUGAACCAUCACAGAUCUAUUGAGUAUAAAAUGAUCACACAGAUUGUAGGUAUGUAUAAGCACUUGUACGAAGGAUUGCAGUGAGAUCAGUUGACAGUUAGCGGAAAUUGAAACUAGGUAACAUAUACGAAUUCACCACCAUUCAUAGAAAGGAAAUGAAUAGUACGUACGGAAAAGGUGGGAAACGGAACAUGUAUGCAUUUUCCUAGGUUUAUAGGGCUUGGUUAUGUUGCUUUGGUUAUGGUCUGCCUUUGGCGGCGUCAGGAGACACGGGAAUAGUGAGGGUGUUGAGUCGAUUGCCAUUUCCGGUCGCACAAGUUAUGUCCAAGACGAAUCGUCAACGAACGACCAGCGGAAACGGUUAAGAGCCAACAGCGUCCGCAGCAGUAGCAGUAGCAGCAGCAGCAGUAUCAAGGACAUUGCCUCCGUUGCGACGAAAAAAAAACAGACCGAGGAAGCGACAGCAAUGAAACGAAAUUUAUGAUUUUGCGAUAUUCGGAUGCGGUUCCUUUUAUGUUUGCCUUCAACAUACACUCUUUGGUUUUUCGAUCCCGAUGAACACCCGGUAGCGCACGAAAAUAGGUGGACAGUUCACGGAAGAUGGCUCCUUCAUUGGGCAGUACGUGCCCGGGAAGCCGCCGGUCAGUGCGCAGUCGACUCCGCAGAACCCUUCGCUGCAGGGUGCGAAUGCUGGCAUGGCAACGUACGUCUAAAGCUGCUC
Anopheles coustani is the source of this 5749-nucleotide messenger RNA. RefSeq names its product neuroglian. The transcript has 9 exons. The record is from RefSeq and is a predicted model, not a curated record. NCBI's taxonomy places the organism in Eukaryota, Metazoa, Arthropoda, Insecta, Diptera, Culicidae. The coding region runs from base 496 to 4305 and encodes 1269 amino acids. Gene Ontology annotation, molecular function: cell-cell adhesion mediator activity. Gene Ontology annotation, biological process: brain development; cell-cell adhesion.